AUGCUUCUCCGCUCACAAAUGCUGCUGGCAGCAGCCGCGGCCCUGCUGUCAGCACUGCCUCUCGUGGCCGGCGCGCCUGAUGCGCCGGCGGCCUCGCCGACCAAGACGACGUCCAAGACGGCGACCAGCACGACGAUGACGCUGCCGUGCACGGCGUCGUCGACGAGCGGCGCGUUCUAUGACCUGCGGCCGGACAUUGCGGUGGCGCUGGCGCCGGGCGGCAAGGCCAAGACGGGCGUGCAGACGACCGACUACGCCGCCCGUGGCUACGACUACGGCGCCAACUUUACGCUCAACAUCUGUGCCCCGGUCGUCGAGCCUGUCUCGGGCGUCAUGGGCGUGGACAAGAACCUGUGGGCGAACGUGAGCGCGUACUACAAGGUCAAGGACGAGAUCUUUUCUCUCGGACAACAGUCGACCUUGCUGACGUCGCGUGGCCGCGAGCUCGUCCUCCAGUACUCGGGCGGAUCGCCGUGCCCCGACCUCAGCAACAAGUCCGGCAAGGGCCACGGCGCCGAGCGGAUGCGACGCGGCAGCACCGGCAGCACCGGCAGCACCGGCAGCACAUCGACAACCCGCCGCAAGUCGGCCACGUUUGCCUUCCUCUGCGACCGCGACCCGGUCGACAACCUGGCACACAUCUCAUACGUCGGCGCGGUGGACGAGUGCGCGUACUUCUUCAAGAUCCGGUCGCAGCACGCGUGCGCGGGCGCGGAGCCGCACAAGCCCGGUAGCGUCGGUCCCGGCGGCGUCUUUGCCAUCAUCUUGGGUGUCGCCCUGAUGGUCUACUUCAUCGGUGGCGUCGUCUACCAGCGGACGGUGGCCCAUGCGCGUGGCGCCCGCCAGCUGCCCAACUAUGCUCUCUGGGUCGGCAUCUGGACCUUCUUCCGGGACCUCUUUCUCAUCCUGACGUCGUCGUGCCUGCGCCUGCUGCCCUCCCGUCAGGGCUAUCGGACGCUCUCGACCUCGCCCAGCGGCCGCAGCCGCAGCCGGGAGGACGAGAACCGGCUGAUCGACCAGCUAGACGAGGAGUGGGACGAUUAG
Molecule: messenger RNA, 1044 nt
Organism: Grosmannia clavigera kw1407
Lineage: Eukaryota; Fungi; Ascomycota; Sordariomycetes; Ophiostomatales; Ophiostomataceae
Product: vacuolar sorting receptor
Exons: 3
Coding region: 1-1044 (347 amino acids)
Biological process (GO): vacuolar transport
Source: RefSeq, a predicted model, not a curated record